CCAGCCGGGGCCUCUUCACUUUUUCAAAUACACACUUUCUUCUUCCUCCCCAUCCUCCAGACACACAGUCCCUUCUCUCCUUCUCGUACCAGUCAAUUCUCUCCAUUCCCAUCCUUGGUGGUUGAUAAAGAUUUGUGCUUUUUGAGAGAAAAAAAAAAAUAGAAAUAAAAAAACAGUAGUUGAUUGUGGGCACCAACUGCUCUGUAAUAGUGGCGGCUGACUAAAGAACACAAUUGGGAAGUGGAAUCCAUGAUUUGAACUGGAUGAAGAUUGCGACUUUAAAGGCUGGAAUUAUUGGGUUGUGAUUCAAGUGUGGUCUACUGUGUCUUCUGAGGAUGCCUGAAAUCUGGGCUUGUAAGAGAUUCAGUUCAAGCUAUCAAACUAAAAAUGGAUGUUCGGGAAGACAGUACUAGGCGUUGGCCGUUGCACAACGCAGCUACAUUGCGGAAUUUGUCGUCGUCUUCGUCGACGUUUUUCUCCGCCAAUCAAUCGCCUUUCAUUUCUCCAAACUCAGCAGCUCGUCGACUUUCGACGCAAUCCGAUAAUCCAUGUCCCGCCUCCGCAGGAAGUUUAUAUCCCAUGAAACCCGAGUUUUCGCCAAAUGAUCCGGCGGAUUUGGAGAAUGCUUCAAGUCCAGUAUCGAGCAGCGGAGUUUUUCACGAAAAUGAUAGAUUCGGACACACUGGUAAAGCCAAGAAGUUCGAAAGGCUGCUCGAAACCUCGAUUCCUGGUAAUAGAUUGAGGAGUUGUGAUGUCUAUAUAGGCUUUCAAGGCCGGAAACCGUUGCUGCUACGGUUCACGAAUUGGCUUAGGGCGGAGUUAGAGGUUCAGGGCUUGAGCUGCUUCGUAACGGACAGAGCUCGAUGUCGAAACUCGCGUAAGCACAGCAUAACGGAGAAAGCGAUGGACGCCAGUGCGUUCGGAGUUGUGAUCUUGACGAGAAAAUCGUUCAGGAAUGCGUAUACGAUCGAAGAGCUGCGAUUCUUUUCGAACAAGAAGAAUCUUGUUCCGGUGUACUUCGAUUUGGGCCCCGACGACUGUCUUGUCCGGGACAUCGUCGAGAAGAGAGGCGAGGUUUGGGAGAAGUAUGGCGGGGAGCUAUGGCUACAUUACGGCGGAAUCGAGAAGGAAUGGCGGGAAGCUGUGGGCGCGCUGUCUCGAGGCGACGAGUGGAGGCUCGACGCUCGCGAUGAAAAAUGGCGGGACUGUAUUUUGAGAGCCGUAACGCUGAUGGCGUUCCGGUUGGGGAGGAGGAGCAUCGUCGAUCGACUGACCAAGUGGCGGAACAAAGCUGAGAAGGACGAGUUCCCGUAUCCGAGGAACGAGAAUUUCGUCGGGAGGAAACGCGAGUUGUCGGAGCUCGAGUUCAUGCUUUUCGGAGACGUAAGUGGCGAGGCCGAGCGCGACUAUUUCGAACUGAAGGCGAGACCGAGGAGGAAGAAGAAUGUGACGAUCGCGUGGGGGAGGACGAGCUCGGUGGAUGAGAAGCGAAGCAGUAAACAGAAGGGGAAGGAGCCGGUUACGUGGAAGGAAUCCGAGCGGGAAAUUGAAAUGGAAAAUGUCGAGUUUUCGCAACCGACGCCUCGACCGAAGCGCGGGAGGAGGAGAUCGUCGAACGUGGUGUACGGUAAAGGGAUUGCUUGUGUUACGGGGGAGUCGGGGAUCGGAAAAACGGAGCUGCUUUUAGAAUUCGCGUACCGGUUCCAUCAACGGUACAAAAUGGUGCUGUGGAUUGGCGGAGAAAGUCGAUACAUUCGGCAGAAUUACAUGAACUUGUGGUCAUUUCUCGAGAUCGACGUGGGCAUCGAGACGUGCACGGAAAAGGGUGGCCGGGCGAAGAGCUUCGAAGAGCAAGAGGAAGCGGCGGUAGCUCGGAUCAGACGGGAGCUGAUGAGGAACAUUCCGUUUCUAGUUAUAAUCGAUAAUCUCGAGAGCGAAAAGGAUUGGUGGGAUCACAAGCAUGUAAUGGAUCUUCUUCCCCGGUUCGGAGGUGAGACGCAUGUCAUCAUCUCGACGCGCCUCUCCCGGGUGAUGAAUGUCGAGCCUUUGAGGCUUUCGUACCUAUCGGGGAUCGAAGCGAUGUCUCUGAUGCAGGGAAACGUGAAAGACCAAUCGGUUACGGAAAUCGACGCUCUCCACGCCAUCGAGGAAAAACUCGGGAGGCUACCGUUAGGCCUUUCUAUAGUCGGUGCUCUUAUAUCCGAGCUUCCGAUCAACCCGUGUAGGCUUUUGGAUUUGAUCAACCGUACGACGUCGAGGGUGGGUGGCCGCGAAAACCAUGCUUUACGGCGUAACAGUUUCUUAUUACAGCUUUUCGAGGUUUGUUUCUCGAUAUUCAACAAUGCUGACGGUCCGAGAAGUUUGGCGACGAGAAUGGCCCUGGUGAGUGGCUGGUUUGCGCCGGGGCCAAUCCCGGUGCCUGUCUUGGCCGUGGCUGCGAAUAAGUUGUCUGAAAAGGACCACCAUCGGCGAAGGCUAUGGAGCAGGAUUCUGUCUUCGCUGACCUGUGGCUGCUCGACGGAGUAUGCGCGGAGGUCAGAGGCCGAAGCUUCUUUGCUGCUGUUAAAAUUCAACAUGGCGAGGAGUUGCAUGAAAGACGGGUUUGUUCAGUUCAGCCAUCUUGUGAAGCUGUAUUCGCGCAAGAGGGGAACUGCAGGGACAGCGCAGGCGAUGGUUCGAUCGGUCAUAGGUUGCAAGAACAUAUCCCCGAACUCGGACCAUGUCUGGGCGGCGUGCUUCCUCCUCCUCGGGUUCGGUAAAGACCCGAUCGUCGUGGAGCUGCAGGUGACCGAGCUCGUUUUCCUCGUUAAAGAAGUGAUCGUGCCACUCGCCAUCCGGACGUUCAUCACGUUCUCGCGGUGCAGCGCUGCGAUGGAACUGCUUCGACUCUGUACGGACGCGUUGGAAGCGACGGACCAAGCGUUCGUCACGCCUGUCGACAAGUGGCUCGACAAAUCCCUCUGCUGGAGGCCCAUUCAGACAAAUGCACAGCUGAAUCCAUCACUGUGGCAAGAUCUCGCGCUGGCGCGAGCCACCGUGUUGGAAGUUCGGGCGAAGCUGAUGGUAAGAGGGGGACAAUUCGAUGUUGCCGAUGAUCUGAUUAGGAAGGCUGUGUUCAUUAGAAGUUCGAUAUGCGGGGAGGAUCAUCCCGACACUGUAUCCGCACAGGAGACUCUUGCGAAGCUCACUCGACUCGUCGCCAGUGCGCCAAGCCAUAAUUCGCCAUAGCGACGUAUAGUAGACUGCGUUAUUUAUAGGGGUAUAGAAUCAUUUUUUGAACUGUGUAAAUUUGAGAGUGACUUUAUACCAUUUUUUCAGUUUCAAGAUAGAGUUUUUUUUGCAGAGUUCUCUUAGCCUAUGCCAUAAUUUGUAUUUCACUGCUUUGCAUUUAGAAGGAGAUGGAAAUUCAAGCUUAAAGAAUGACAAAAACAACUGGUUCAUUCAUAAGAUGCAAUCUUACACACAAAUCAUCAACAGCUUAAACACAAAUACAGUGAGAGAGAGGGGGGGGGGGGGGGGGGGGGGGGGGGGGGGGGGA
Molecule: messenger RNA, 3538 nt
Organism: Andrographis paniculata
Lineage: Eukaryota; Viridiplantae; Streptophyta; Magnoliopsida; Lamiales; Acanthaceae
Exons: 3
Coding region: 388-3228 (946 amino acids)
Biological process (GO): recombinational repair; signal transduction
Molecular function (GO): ADP binding; ATP hydrolysis activity
Source: RefSeq, a predicted model, not a curated record